Molecule: messenger RNA, 2295 nt
Organism: Anthostomella pinea
Lineage: Eukaryota; Fungi; Ascomycota; Sordariomycetes; Xylariales; Xylariaceae
Source: the annotation of a GenBank genome assembly
AUGGUGGAAUGGCUUGACAAGUUCAAGGAAUGCAUGGACGUGGCCGUCAGCUUUGAUCCCGUACACGCAGCGUUACCCUGGGCAGGCGCAUGGUUCCUUAUCAUGGCUGCCUCGGCCAGCACUCAUCAGACAGGCUUGAUGUUUAUUUGCCUUGAGGCCAUCACUCGGAUGAUAGCCCGCGGCCGAGUCUACGAGAUGUUGUAUAUCCAGCCACUCCUCCACGGACAGGCCGAGAGUCAAUUCGAAAAAUCCCUCGUGCUAUUAUAUAAGCGUAUCCUGGAAGUGCUGAGCUUGGUGACUAGACUGCAGAGGCUGAACACCACAACAAGAACAAUGCACGCGGUUUUCCAUCCUUUCGAGCUGUCCAGUCAGCUGCAGAGUCUCGAAUUAUUUGAAAGGGAUGUUGAAAGAGAAGCAGUGCAGUGCGAGGCUCUGUACCAGCGCCAAAGUUUCCAGGGCUUGCAUGAGCAGUACGCGAAGCUGCACCACCAGAUUGACGUGGGAUUCGCACCACAACUCGAACAGAUGAGCUCUGGUGUCACUGAAAUACAAUUCAGCAGUUUCUGCGACUGGCUCAUAACCACAAAUCCAUCGUCGAGGUACAAUGAAAUGCUAAAGCUACAUCAGUCUGACACCAAUUCUUGGGUUCUGAAUAUGGAUGCAUGGAAAGACUGGUCGAAUCCAGCCUCCGGAAGCCCAACGCUGCUCCGAAUACAUGGUAUUCCGGGUGCGGGCAAGACCAUCAUGGCGGCGUACUUGAUCAACGUGAUUGAGAAAAUAGUACAGGAAUCGUCCAGCAACGAUGUCAGCACAUAUUAUUUCUGCUACCAUAUCCACCAACAGGACGAAACUUCUCCUUUCCUCCGAUGGGUCGUCACUCAGCUGUGCCGGCUGUCGGGCUAUAUUCCCCCAAAAAUCCUUCAACUCAAUAAGCAUCGACUACAACCUACCACGGAGGACUUAUUACAUGCAAUAGAGCAGUUGCUAGGCAAAUGGGACAGUGUUUAUAUCAUUGUCGAGGCCCUGGACGAAAGCCAGAAGCCUUGGACAGACCUCCUAGAAGCACUUCGUUGCUUGGCUACUGAGUCCAGGUUCAAAGGCCUGCGGAUACUGGGCACAUCUCGAGAAUACCCCGAAUUCGAAGAUUCGAUGCGUGGUUAUGCCACAUCCCUUCCGAUGAAUAACGAGAACAUCAAAAAGGACACCGAGAGAUUCGUAGACCAGACGAUACGGCGAAGUCCCAACAGAGUGUUCAAGAAGUGGCCCGAAGAUCUCGUUAACGAGGUUGAGACUACGUUAGUGGACGGUGCUCGCGGCAUGUUCCAGUGGGUGAAAUGUCAACUUGAUCUUCUACGGCGAUACCACACGGCAGAGCAAGUGAAAAACGCGCUCAAAGAAUUACCCCCCGACCUGCACAAGACCUACGAAAGAAUAUUUGACCUCAUUCCCGACGAAGACAAGGAGUUUUUGCAAGCUCUCUUGCGUUGGACUCUCUACCCACAUUCGAUCAAACAGUACUAUGAUGAACACAUGCUGCCGCCGGAACGCAUUACGAUCAGAACUCUUCUCGAAGCAGCUCUCCAAAGUCUAGGUCAGGGGUCCUUUUACGACGAAGAAGACAUCCAGGAAAUAUUCAUCCUUGGAAAUCUUCUGCAGCACAAGCUAUAUCCUACGGCAGAGCGAUUCAUCGAGAUGAAGGGGGCCCACUUGUUCGAAGAGAGAGUACAGGCUUCCGAGCUGCUUGCAAAAUCGAGUAUACCCAAGAAUGAACACUCCAGGGCUCAAAUGAAGGUCAAGGAGGAUACGAUACUGUGUUGCCUUGCGGACGUGACAUCGCCAAUGAUGUCGUUGGGACUUCGGGGUCUGAUGAUGGUCCAGUUCGACAUAUUAUGCCGGCUACUUGAUCAGCGAGAAACUUUGCGCUUCUACAUCGUUGCGGUCCUAUCUAGGGACACUGUGGCUGUUCAACUGUUGUUGGAAGCAGGUGCUGAUCCAAAUGCAAUGGGGGAUCCCAAUGCUUUCGAUGCGGUAUACAUGUACCCCGAGCCGCACUACAAAGAACACCGCAAAUGGGAUGGUCAACUAAGCCCAUUGCGCAUGUGCAAUCUCCUUUGCAACGACCUAGAACAGUUUCGAUUACAGCGACAGACCGAAGACGCCAUCCAAUCUGCGGAGAACGAUACCGAUACUGUCCGGGGCGAGAGCAGCAUACGAGGGAAAUGGGACAAGAAACUGAAAACAGAAUUGGAAGACGUGGCGUUGGAGAUGAGCCACCGGAACAUCUGGGACGAGUGA